AUGACGACGUCGCCUGCCGCAGCACCUACGGCCGCCGUUGUUUCAGUCAUCGCUCAACCACCUGCACCCAACAAUGGUUCAACAAUCGCACCAACUCCUGCUACAACUUCAACAGCAGCAACUUCACCAUUUAUAGCAACCCAGACACCACUUAUUGAUUGGUCAAACUUCUCUAUUUUUUCCCAUGAACUUGAGGAACCCGCUGGACAUGAACCGGAAAAUAAAAAGAAACGCGGACGACCACCAGGCUUGCCGAACGCGAACAAAAUUCUGUGCGAGAUAUUGGUUACUAUGACUAAAGUGUUGGCUGGAACUGAAGCGGGAAAAGUCGAGGUAAAUAAAUCCGUCUCCGACCUUGUCGCUGUUUGUUCCAGAUUGGCAACGGCUGUUGAAUCACUCAACACCACUUUGUCAGCUAAUCAAUCUCCUCAACAACCUCAAAAAUCUGCAACAAUCCAAGUUUCAUCGAAAAAGUGUAAAUUGUACUCGGAAGUUGUUGCUAACUGCCCAGAAGCAUCUGUUAUUGAGAAAAGGCAAUUGCUUAACACUAUGUCGAACAUGGAGAAAAAGAACAAGCUCGCAGUGGUCGAGAAUCUUCCGGAUGCGAAGACUGAUGACCAAAAAUCGGCCGAUGAGAAAUUUAUCGCUGAAGUCUGUGCAGCCGCCAAUAUCAACACUCCAGCCGAAGUAUUCCGCGUCCAAUGCAAAUCAGAAGAAGUUGUGACUAGACCACUGAAAGUACGAUUCGAAAACGUUGCGGAUCGUGAUGAAUUUAUUGGCGCGUUUUCGAAAACUGCUCGAACCCUGCCAACUCGUCCAACUUCACCACGACUGAUCAGAUGUCGCCGAGAUAUGACUUCAGAGGAGCUGGUAUUAUUGCGCAAAUUGAGAAAAAAUGUGUAUGAGGCAAAUAAAGCAGCUGGUUGUUUGAAAUAUUAUGUAUAUGACUUGGAGAUUCGUGAAGCAAGAAAGCCGCUGCCACUUCCACCGGCCAAUGUUGAUAUAUUGAUGGAGCAAUAG
Caenorhabditis angaria is the source of this 1020-nucleotide messenger RNA. The record is from the annotation of a GenBank genome assembly. NCBI's taxonomy places the organism in Eukaryota, Metazoa, Nematoda, Chromadorea, Rhabditida, Rhabditidae.